AUGAUCUUAAAAGGCAACAAAGUGCAAUCUCCGAGCAACAGUCCUGAUGUGCUAGAAGCCAACGAACGAGGUCUCGCAUCAGAAAACAUACCGCAAACACAAGAGCUUACGGCGACCCCACUGGCUUACAGCAAAAACCUUACGUUCGAGGAUUAUACAGUCGGUUGGAUUUCUGCGUUUCCGAUAGACAGUGCUGCGGCCAAGGAGAUGCUAGACGAAGUGCACCCAGCUCCUCCCAAAGCGAUAGCCGAAGACCCAAACAUAUAUGUUUUUGGGAAAAUCCACGGUCAUAACGUCGCACUUGCCUGCCUUCCUGCUGGAAAGAAUGAUACCAGUUCCGCCGCCAUGGUUGCAUCUCACAUGAUGAGAACAUUCCCCAACCUUCGUUUCGGCUUGAUGGUUGGCAUUGCAAGUGGGCUGCCAAGUGAGAACAACGAUGCCGACGAUAUUCGGCUUGGAGACGUCGUAGUGAGCAAGCCACAGGGAAUAUACGGUAAGGCCGACUUGAGUCUACCCAGUCGUGCUUGGCUAAUGACUAAAGGCGGUGUGAUACAAGUCGACCUCGGAAAAGACACCCCUCGGGGCUUCGAGCGUACUGGCAUGCUCAACAGACCGCCCCCGGUGCUUUUAACCGCCGUCUCGGCGAUGGAAUCCGAGCUCGUCUUCAACAAAUCCGGCGACCUUCCGCAGCCCCUUGAAGACUAUCGGCGGCGGGGAGCCAACCAAGCUGAAGCACUCAAGUGCGAUGCCUCACACGACAAGCUCUAUCAGCCCGGUUAUGAUCAUCCCCAAGGCAAGAAAACCUGCGAAAGCUGUGAUCAGGCAAAAGUAGUGCCCAGAGAGGAACGUUCUCAGAAUGGACCGGUCGUCCAUUAUGGACUCAUCGCUUCUGGAAAUCACGCACCCUAUAAAGAUCGUCUAAGAAAAGAGCUUGGGGUUUUUUGUUUUGAAAGAGAAGCUGCUGGGCUCAUGAACCAUUUUCCUUGCAUUGUGAUUCGAGGGAUCAGCGAUUACUUCGAUUCACAUGUAGACGAACGCUGGCAAUUGUACGCUGCGACGGUGGCAGCUGUCUACACGAAGGGAUUCUUGAGCAAGAUACCGCCGACCGGAGUGAAUGUUCCCGGUCUUGAGAGGGGGGAUCUUGAAAGGGCUUAG
Molecule: messenger RNA, 1155 nt
Organism: Diplodia corticola
Lineage: Eukaryota; Fungi; Ascomycota; Dothideomycetes; Botryosphaeriales; Botryosphaeriaceae
Product: nacht and ankyrin domain protein
Exons: 1
Coding region: 1-1155 (384 amino acids)
Biological process (GO): nucleoside metabolic process
Molecular function (GO): catalytic activity
Source: RefSeq, a predicted model, not a curated record